This is a messenger RNA of Vitis riparia (riverbank grape), 1804 nucleotides long. RefSeq names its product ethylene-responsive transcription factor ERF062. Lineage: Eukaryota; Viridiplantae; Streptophyta; Magnoliopsida; Vitales; Vitaceae. Gene Ontology annotation, biological process: regulation of DNA-templated transcription. The coding region runs from base 217 to 1545 and encodes 442 amino acids. The record is from RefSeq and is a predicted model, not a curated record. The transcript has a single exon. Gene Ontology annotation, molecular function: DNA binding; DNA-binding transcription factor activity.
GAGGAAGCCUUUCCUUUUGGGAGAGCAGGCUGACUCAGGAGGAUGACUUGUUAUAUAUAGAGGAAAGUAGGUUCUCUAAUUUUCUAAUGAGGCUUAAAAGCUGUCUCAUGAUGUAGGAUAAAGGCUAAAUAUAAAUAGCCCCAGUUCCUUCAUUGCAUCAUUUCUGUGCCUUUCUUCGUCUUUCUUGUUUAUCACUCCAAGUUCAUACGCACUAGCAUGGAGGAUCAAUUCCCUAAGAUGCAAACCUUCUUGAGAAAGGAAUUGCCAUCGUAUUUUCAGGGGCCAGUGGGUUCGAGAUUCUUUAAAGAUGCCACCAUCUGGGAUGGCCUAGCUGAAAGCGCAUCUUGCAACCAUGUCACUGGCAGCAACGUGAAACUAUCAUCGUCAUCACCUGAUAGUUUGUUUUCAAGCUCCGAAUCUACUUCUUCAGUGGAUGAGGCUUCUGCUUCCAAUUUAGUGAAGAACAUGCCAGAAUUCACUAGAGAAGAUCCCCUCCAAACGCAGCAUGGUGUUCCAUUUUUCUCCGGAUCUAAUUCUGUGAACCUGAGUGGGGCUUCAAGUACUUCAGAUGUCAAACAAAGGUUCAUUCCUGUAAAUUUCUUGGAAUCCUUCCCAGAACUAACACCAGCUCAAGUGUCUGGCCCACCUUCUCCUUCUUCCUCAUCAACUGCUUCAAAUUUCCCAAAUUUAACUUUGUUUUUGCAGGAACCUUCUACUGUCGUCAUAGAUCCAUCAACACAAAUUGCCAACUCGCUUGGCAGGAAUGAAAAGUGUGAGCCCAUGUCAUCAUGUCCUUUAUUCCCCACACCCCAGCUGAGCCAAAGCCAGCAUCUUCCCGGAUUUGAAUGGCUCAAAAUAAAUCAAAGCCUUGCAAACCAUCCCUCAAAAGGUCUGAGUGACUACUGGCUCAGCACUACCAAGACACAGCCCAUGAAAUACACGGGAAGAAGAAUGCUGAAUCACCAACAGAAAACUUCGCUGUCGUCCUCAGCAUCGUCUCCGGGAAAGUUGUUUCGAGGGGUGAGGCAAAGACACUGGGGCAAGUGGGUUGCUGAGAUAAGGUUACCGAGAAACAGGACCAGGGUUUGGUUGGGAACUUUUGAUACUGCUCAAGAGGCUGCUUUUGCAUACGAUACAGCGGCCUACAUUCUAAGAGGAGACUAUGCGCAUUUGAAUUUCCCAGAGCUAAAGCAUCAGCUUAAGGCCAAUUCUACAAAUGGAACCACGGCAGCCCUUCUUGAAGCAAAGUUACAAGCCAUAUCCAAAGGCAUUUCAGCUCACAAAGAGCCCAUUGCUCCUCCACCACCGCCAUCACCAAAGCAGCACUACUUGCCUUACGACAAUUCAAAAGUAGCGAAAGCAGUGAGCCAAAACCCCACAAGUAAGGAGUGGCAGCUUGAGUUGGAGUACAAAAUUGCCCAUGAGAUUGUUGAGAACAAGAAAAUCCAGGAGGUAGUAUUGGACAUGGACGGAGUUCAGUUAAGUAGAAUGCCCUCCUUGGACAUGGACGCAAUCUGGGAUGCCAUUCUAGUCUCUGACUCAUGAAUUUAUUUCCCAUCAUUUUCAAAAAUUUAAAUCGAAGAUCAUGCAGACGUUGUGUUGAAUGGAUUGUUGAUUCUUCUCCAUCAAUGUUUUCUGCCCUUAGCACCACAAUCUCCACAUGAUUUGUCACUCUAUCUAGCCCAUUAGAUUGUUCUUGAUUUCUUCUUUAAUUCACACUGCCAUAUUUUAGGAUCUGUGCGGUAGUCUCUCUUUGAACAUGGUAUUUGCUUAAAUAUAUGAUGUUUCUUGAGGCAGUUCUCUA